Molecule: messenger RNA, 1110 nt
Organism: Ectocarpus siliculosus
Lineage: Eukaryota; Phaeophyceae; Ectocarpales; Ectocarpaceae
Source: the annotation of a GenBank genome assembly
AUGGUCGGGGGCGUGGCCGGUAUCCUGACGAUGCUCGUCACCGUGAACGAUGCCACCACCGUCAUCUGGGACACCGGGUUCGACUGGUUCUGGACAUCUCUGUUGCUCUUCUUCAUCUCGCCCGCGCUGUUCGGGAGCUACAUCUGCCGCGCGCUCCGCCUGGCCGUGGUUUUUCACCCAAGGGUGAAGCGUGCCCUGCCGUGGCUCGUCCCGGAGCGCAACUACAUGGUGGUGCUGCUGGUUUCCAGCGUGGGAAUGUUGGCAAUCCCCAUCUAUCACGAGCACACCUUGGGGGUUUGGGACGCAAUUUCGAAGCAGACCACUAUCCUGAAGAUUGAGGCCCGUGUGCUGGCGGUGGCGCUGGCUUGCAUUUACCCGUUCAUCAGGAACGUUGACGAUCUCUUCAGCAUCAGCACGGAGCUCAUCAUUGUCACUGCGACCAUUGGGCUCAUCACAACAACCAGGCGCAACUACGCCAAUCGGGUACUGCCUGACCACACGGAACCCCACAGCAUCGGAGGCAACAGACUUGAUGCUGUCCGGAGGGGGCAAACGGAGAGAGGUGACGACCGCGGCCGCGAUGGCGGUCGUCGAAGUCGCUCGCAUAAGCAGGACAUAGACUUGUGGGACUUCGAGCGGAUUGUGAGGACACCCCUGCUGGCCGUCGCGUUCGAGGACUAUUCCAAGAGGGCGCUUUGCCACGAGUCAUUCCUCUUUCUGAGCGAGGUUUCUCGGUAUCAGAACGGCGACUAUGCCACGACGAAAAGAGCAUCUUCGGGGUCAUCAUUUCCGACUCAGUUCGGCACGUUCUGCUACAUCACGGACACCUUCAUCAAGGCCGGCUCACACGAGGAAGUAAACAUUAGCGACAAGGAAAGAAAGCUUAUCCUCGCGUUGUACCACAAGGGCGAAGAGCUCUUCGAGGACGUCAACGUCGAGGAGAGAAGGAUGAUUUUCAGACGAGCGUAUCUGGCGGUGAAGCGUAUGCUGGAAGCCAAUCUCCUCCUCCGCUUUCUGAACACGGACCGCUUCAAGAGCUUGGAGAUGCAGAAGGAGAACACCCAGGUUAUGGUGGACUCCCCGCCCCAGGCGCGAGUAGUAGUUUCUUAG